Orbilia oligospora ATCC 24927 is the source of this 498-nucleotide messenger RNA. RefSeq lists its product as uncharacterized. Gene Ontology annotation, cellular component: nucleus; cytoplasm. The record is from RefSeq and is a predicted model, not a curated record. The coding region runs from base 1 to 498 and encodes 165 amino acids. Lineage: Eukaryota; Fungi; Ascomycota; Orbiliomycetes; Orbiliales; Orbiliaceae. The transcript has 2 exons. Gene Ontology annotation, molecular function: bis(5'-adenosyl)-hexaphosphatase activity; diphosphoinositol-polyphosphate diphosphatase activity; endopolyphosphatase activity. Gene Ontology annotation, biological process: diadenosine pentaphosphate catabolic process; adenosine 5'-(hexahydrogen pentaphosphate) catabolic process; diphosphoinositol polyphosphate metabolic process.
AUGGCGCAGGCUUCAAUGACAUCGUACCAGCCCAGUUCGAGCACUCACAACCGAUCCAUGGAGGCACGUGUUGGAAGGACAAAACAACGCUACGGUCCAGACGGCUCCCGCCUCGUCGCCGGAAUUGUUCCCCUCAACAGCGACAAAACCAAAGUUCUGAUCAUUGAAUCCACCCGAAAACCUAACUGCUGGGUCCUCCCGAAAGGCGGUUGGGAAACCGAUGAAGAAAACGCCGAAACCGCAGCUCAACGAGAAGCAUGGGAGGAAGCCGGUAUCACCGGAAAAGUCACAAAGGCCCUGGGUCAAAUCCGAGAUAACAGGACGACAGCAAAGGCCAUCUAUCUCUUUUUUGAGAUGAAGGUCGAGGAGGAGUUGACAGAAUGGCCGGAAAUGAAGAAAAGGAAACGAAAGUGGGUUGCCUAUAAGGAGGCUGCCGAAAAAUUCGGAAGCAGAUCUGAGAUGCUGGAUGCGCUAGAGCGAUCAAGUAUCAAGAGGUAG